UCUGAUUUGGCUGUGACACUGAUCAAAUAUUACCUUCUUCCUUCCUUUGCAGAGUUGGAAAACCAGGAGUCUCGGGUCUCUGAAAUCCACAGCCUUGUUCAUCGGCUCCCAGAGAAAAAUAGACAGAUGUUACAGCUGCUCAUGAACCACUUGGCAAAUGUUGCUAACAACCACAAGCAGAAUCUGAUGACAGUGGCAAACCUCGGCGUCGUGUUUGGACCCACCCUGCUGCGUCCUCAGGAAGAAACAGUAGCAGCCAUCAUGGACAUCAAGUUUCAGAACAUUGUUAUUGAGAUCCUAAUAGAAAAUCACGAAAAGAUAUUUAACACCGUGCCUGAUACACCUCUCACCAAUGCCCAGCUGCACCUGUCCCGGAAGAAGAGCAGUGACUCCAAGCCCCCUUCCUGCAGCGAGAGGCCCCUGACACUCUUUCACGCCAUGCAAUCAGCAGAAAAACAGGAACAAAGAAACAGCAUCAUCAACUCCAGUUUGGAAUCUGUCGUCUCAUCAAAUGCAAAUAGCAUCCUUAAUUCCAGCAGCAGCUUGCAGCCCAACAUGAACUCCAGUGACCCGGACCUGGAUGUGCUCAAACCCACCCGGCCCAACUCACUCCCCCCGAAUCCAAGCCCAACUUCACCCCUCUCGCCAUCUUGGCCCAUGUUCUCGGCGCCAUCCAGCCCUAUGCCCACCUCAUCCACGUCCAGCGACUCAUCCCCCAUCAGGUCUGUUGCAGGGUUUGUUUGGUUUUCUGUUGCUGCCGUUGCUCUCUCAUUGGCUUGGUCCUCUCUUCAUGCAGUGUUCAGCCUCCUCGUCAACUUUGUUCCCCGCCAUCCAAACCUGCACUUGCUUUUUGACAGGCCAGAAGAAGCAGUUCGUGAAGACUCCAGCACACCGUUCCGGAAGGCAAAAGCCUUAUAUGCCUGCAAAGCUGAACAUGACUCAGAACUCUCGUUCACAGCAGGCACGGUCUUCGACAAUGUUCAUCCAUCUCAGGAGCCUGGCUGGUUGGAGGGGACUCUCAACGGGAAGACUGGCCUCAUACCUGAGAACUACGUGGAGUUCCUCUAACCGUGGGCCCCAGCAGACCUGCUGAGCUUUCCAUGGUAUCCAUGACAACUGCUGAUGCCAGUGUUGUAGGCCAUUGCUCUUUGCCGCAGAGAAAUGCGGGGUGAUUGACUCUGUUACCACCUGCCAGCACGAAUGUUUCUGUGAACUCUGGUGUCACCCAUCCCCAUGAUCAUGUCAGCUGGCAUGUGGUGAUACUGCAAAGAACAGAAGUAAAUCAGCAGUGGAGGCCAUUUGAUUUUGAUAACCGAGGGAAAGGCUUGCAAAGCUGUUCCUCUCAUUUAGUGCCCUAAAUAGGGAGCAUUCAUUUUGUUUCAGCAGUCAUCCAAACCCCCAACCUUCCAAAAAAGGAAGUAAGAAAGAUUUCAGUAGUCCUCAAGAGCAUGCAGUGUAGCUAAGUCUAACAGGGCUGGGCAUUGGCUCUGAGGCCCAGGCUGGGCCCGUUGCUUCUGUUUACAGUAGACACUCUCUACCCCACCUCUGAAUACUUGAGACCCACAGUGCUACAGGCAGCUGGAUCUGUCUGUUUGCAUGCAGGAGGGAGAUGGUUUACGGCACUGUUUACAUAAGAUGCAAUCUCUCGCCAUCUCCAAGCAGCCUUGGCCAAGCAUCAGCAGAAUUCAGCUCAGUCCUCUCGUGCAAGGGAACACACACACCCCACGUUCCCCCUCCCAAGCUAGGAACUUCUCUGCCACCCAGGGCUGCCAUCACCUCGUAACCACGGCAACCCAACCUACUCUGAAGCCAAACCAAAAAAAUAACACUCUUUUUGCAUGACAUAUUUUUUCUCCCUCCUUUUUGGUCAUUUUUUGAAUGAUUUCCCAACAACCUGAAGCAGAAGAUCAAGGGAUUAGAGUGGUCUGCUUGGGGCUGACAGAAUAGCGGCUGGGAACUCUUCCCUUUCUGAUGAAUUUCAGCAGCAUCAGGAUAUAUUUGGAGCAAACUCUAGUAACCUCUUGAGAUUAAAUUACAUACAGGCUUAAUACUUCUGUUCUUCCAUGCAACUAGCAUUUGCUUUCUAGGGGGCAGUAUGCUGCCUCCUCAUGGGCGACAUCCUCUCCCCCCUUUGACUUGUUCACUCGUGGUCUCCCAUUCCAUGUCCCUUCCCCUGCCCUUGACUGCCUCUAGCCCCUCCCUGACCAGCCCCACUGGCAGUGCCCUGGGCUCCUGAGCCCAGGUGCCCUGGCAGCUUUCAAGCAUGAUUCCCUGGCUAAACCCUAUGGCUUGUAGUUUUAAAGGACAUACAUGUUCACUGCCACUCAGAAAAAGGGAAUUGUUUCUCAGGCUUUUGAGGCACAAGACGCAUAUUGUAAGCCAUUUGAUUCAGGAGAAUACCAAAAGGUCGGGGCAUGGAAGGUGGAAUGGGUACCUUCUGAGAAAGAGAAUUUCCUGGUCCAGAAGGGGCUGGGUCUUGUGGAAGACUGCAGGGAUAGGGAAGUUGGGUCUGGACACUUCACAUUCACUUGGCCUUCAAAGGAACAGAGUUCCCAGUAUCUUCCACAUUCGAAUGUCCUUGCAAGAGUGACUCUGGGCAGACAGACUCCAAACUGAUGAUGGACUGUCAAGCUCCCCAGGAGCCCCCUCGGGUUGGCAGCAUCACCCCAGAGUGUUUCCCGCUUCUGGAAUUCCUCUUUAGGGAAGUUGAAAGAAGAAAAGAAAAACUUGAAUUGUGUUGAAUUACUGUAUCUUUUACUUUUUUUUUUUUUGAAAAGAUAAACUUGUAAAUAGAGUGAUUUGAAAUAUUAUAUGGCAAAGUUUUAUAUUUGAUAAUCUUUAAGCUAGUGGCUCCACACAUUUAAGCUUUGAUUGUUGAAUAGGUGUGUGUAAGAGGGAGAGAGAGGAGGCAAGGUUGAAGAGAGUCAAGGUCAUCCCCUCUCUGGCCUCGAGGAAGGAGGACACAUUUCUACCCACUCUCUGCUGGCUCUCGUUGGUGGGCAUGACACACUGAAGGUAUUCGGUCGUCUUUAUCCACAUGUGUUUUUGAGCUUUUCUUGGGCUUUGAAUUUGGAGAGAGAAAGCAUUUUCAGGCAAUGAAUUUUUAAAAGAAUGCUUGCUUGGUAGUAAGAUGAAGCUCAGGAUUCACAUAGGUGGGGCCAGGAGUUAGAUUUUUUUUUUUCCAUUUUUCUUCUCAGGUGUAUUUCUUGGUACCCCAGUAUGUCAGGACAGAAGGCAACGGGGUCGUCGCAUGUUCCUUAUAUCUCACUCCUCUGCACAUCUUCUGAGGUUGUACACAUGAGGCCGAGCUAUUUUGUAAAUGUUGUGUGUGUGUCUAAGUUGUAGGAAAAACUGGCUUCUUAGGAUCUUGGGUCCUCAAUAUGCUGCUGUUUUCCCUUUCCCUAAAUAUUUCCCUUCUUGUUCAUCUCAAAUUUCCUAUAACCCCAAAAUAAAAACUCCAAAGAGGGACGUAGGACGUAGGCUGUGCUGUUGUUACAGCUUUAUAGAUGAUUUUAAAUUUAAAGGAGUUUGUCAUUGUGAUUCAGUUCAUCGGCUCAAGGAUUACACAGCUAUUAUGGAAGAGCUCAACCAACAGCAAGCGACACACUACCACUACCAAUUCAGGGAACAAGAACUAAGACUGGAUAAGACCAAGAUAGGACUCAGGAAAGCUAUUCACGGAAAACCCAAGAAGAAGGAGAACACACCAACUGGCUACACUUACUCCCUGUAGACUUGGAACAGCUCAGGAACCUGUUCAGUGGAGCUUGAGGGGACAAGCAUACUCUGUGCCACUGUGCUUUCCAAAUGGCAAGAACUCCACAUAAUGGGUUUUUGUUGUUUUUUAAACACAUUUGAUGUUUUAAAUUGUCACCUGCCUCACUAGACCCUUAACUAGAGCUAACGUGGAGGAGCAGAAAGCCCAGGCCCUGAUUUGGGGAGCUCCUCCCUGAAGCAUAGCUGUCGACACUUGGCCCCAGCUUGACCACUUGGAAGCCUGUCCCUCUUCAGUUGGCCCUGAUUUGAAGCCAGAAGGAAAUGGAAGUGCCGCCAAUGUGAAUUUGUAGGUAGACCCCUUCCCAGCUUCCCUGUGGUCAUGCUGGGCCUGUGACAGAUGGCUGCCCUGCUUCCUUUCCCCAGCCAGGCUCACCUCCUCCUCAUUUGCUGCAGAACUGGAGAUACCAUUAGGAAUAUGAGCCAACAAAUAGGAAAGGAAUUUGACGACUAAAAGUCGGUUUUACCCUCUCUACCAUCUAUGCCCCCCACCCCUAAUUCUGCUUGAAUAGGGAACUUUAGGGCAGAUUAGGAGAGUGAACAAGGUAUCAGAAUGGAGGACUAUGGACCAAGAUCCCUGAGCUUUCCCAGGAACCUUGUGUUUCUUUUCUAAGGCCCUGUGAUCAUGCACACAGAACCUGAAUCUUUACUUGGGCAUUAUGAUCCAUCUCAUUCUUCCUUCAGGUACUCGAAGAAUUCCACAGCUGCAAAAUUCCAUGCUGUGAAAGAUAACUAGUUUCAAAUCCCUGCCCCGAAAUCCCUUGCUCAGGACUGAUGAUAUUCUCUUCCAUUUUCAAAAAUUGACAUAUAGGGAUGGACCCUGUGUAGCACAGCCUUCCUUAGUAUCCUAUAAUUGGAGCCAGUUUCUCGCUUAGUGUUUUAAUAUUUCUACGGCCAAUAUGUGUUUACCUCUGUCAGACCAAACUGUCUUUUUCAACGUAAUUCUAGUUCAUCCCCUUUUGCUGAGUGCUUUUUGGACAGAGAUGCAAAGAGAAAGAAGCUAAGCAAUCAAGCAUUGGCAGAUUGACAUUAGCAGGACAGAGCCAUGCUAGUGACAAGACCAUUUCAGGCAUUCCCAGGACUCCACGAUUGUGUGUGCCGUGCCUGUAGCUCACGGGGAAGUCCUUCUACGAACAGUGUCUCCUGACAACAGCAAGCCCAGUCACCCCAGAAGUUCUGUCUUGACUACAGAGACUACAAAACCAUCCAUGGUUGAAGGGUGGGGAGACAGAAAUAAUCAGCUAAAGGUACUUUGAUCCCCUAUUCAUGACUCUUUAUUGGCACUUUUCAUCCUCUGGCUUCUGCUUCCAAAAGCAAGUCUGGACCAAUAGUUUUAUAGACACAGGAGUCCCAGGUACAACAGUGGCCACCAUGGCACUCACAGUUGCCCUAGUACAGAAUGUUUUAUGAGCCACCAGAUUACCACAGUAGGUAGCCAGCCUUGAAGAAAUCAAAUAGCUACCUGACUUUAAAAGGAAUGUCCUAGGUAUUCUAUCUCCAGAGUUAUCUGUCAUCUCUGGCAAACCUGACAGUAAUCAAUUACCUAGACAACCCUGCCCCACAUGUCUUUUAAGUCACCUGGGUGUCCUCUCACACACCCUUAGCUGGUGUUUAAAAAAUUUAUCUCGUGUUCAAAUGUGUUUGGCAGCCUCGCAGAUCGGCUGGGUGCUGAACCACUUCUCUGUAAUUGUAGCAUCAAAAUGACAACAGCAGAGCAGUGAACCUUGCACAAUCCUGCAGCAUGCCUGAGACAAGACUCCAACAAGUAAUAAUUAGCUUUUUUCCUUGCGCCGCCUACAGUACUUGUCUAACUAAAGAACUUCCCAAAGCAGAGGGAGAGACCAUACAGAGAAUCCGGAUGUCAUUCAGAGCCACCAGAAUGUGGUCUUCUGAUGGAAGCGUUGUAUUCUGGGGUGAAAAGGUUUGGAUGUCAAGUAGCGUGAGGUGCAGAGAGAAAGAGAAAUGUGAACCACCUUGAAGAACUUGGGAUGUUUUUCCUAAGAGGGAUAAAUACAGUUCUUAACAGGGAAAAAUCGGCCACAGAAAAAGUUCACAACUGAUUUUUUUACAAAAGCUUUUACAGGACUCUACAAGGUGGAAAUGUCUUUCAAGAUUUGGAAUGCUAUAGCAAGCAAAGGCUUGGCACAGUCCGAGAACCAUAUAAGAAUAGCAGUUAAUAUUACAUGAAAAUUCUUUUGAGUGUAAUCAGAACCAGAGUAUUGAUAAUCAAAAUGUCCAGUUUCCCUGGAGUGGUCCUGGAGAGGUCAAGACAUUCUACACGCACCAUUUCUACAAAGCUGUCCCAACAGACACCUACAAGCAACUACCUUGGGUGUCCAGGUGCCAGGAUCACCCUGGUACCUGUGGAAAGAGGUUCAUCUGAAGAUUCUGAAGUGUCUGUGUGUUAGUGUGUGUUUGUGCAUGUGUAUGUAAAGCACACAUCUGCAUCUGUAAAGACACAGGUGCUCAUGUAGAGACCCACAGAAGCUGGCAGUUGCUGAGCCUUUGCAGCCUUUAAGAUUCAGAAUUUGAGAAUAAGAGAAACGAGAGGCUGUUGAUUGGCAAAAUGAUCAAAGUUGUAAAUUAAGUGCCAUUUUAAAACUUUGUAUUUAUCAAAUGGUUACUACAGCUGUAUUCCUUAUUAACAUAUUAAAAGUCGUGUUGGAAAACAGAUCAGACUCAUAAACCUUUAGUAGCUAAUACUAGGCUGGUGGUCACAAGCACUCUAAAAGACAUUUUGUCCAUAUUUUGGAGAAGAAAAUAUUUGCAUGUUUAUCUCCUAAUUUAGGCUACCUUUGAGUAUACUGUAAAGUGCUAUGUGAUAUAUUAUCAAUAAAGUACUUAAAAAUGGCACUUUAAUUUUUUUAAACCAUAAAUUAUGCACUGUUUUAAACUUCAGUAUUGAAUAUUGACUGGUGUGUAGAAUCCAACUCUGUAAUUAAAAAGUAAUUUGUGACUAGAAUAGAACUUUUUUCCCCAUUCUUAGUAAAAUAGUCUUGCCAUGAUGAGGCUGUUUUUUAAAAUGUGCUUUUGCGUCACUAAGCGUAUCUAUAAGGAAAAUCCAGUUUCUGUUGAGUGGCCUCUGAAACUUGGCUUUGUUUCAUUUGCUUGGUUUAUGUGACAAUCCUUACAAAACGAGUGGAAGUAUGAUUUUUGAAUUAAAUGACUUUUCCAUUUGG
Messenger RNA from Leptonychotes weddellii (Weddell seal), 6953 nucleotides. NCBI's taxonomy places the organism in Eukaryota, Metazoa, Chordata, Mammalia, Carnivora, Phocidae. The record is from RefSeq and is a predicted model, not a curated record.